This is a messenger RNA of Nelumbo nucifera (sacred lotus), 718 nucleotides long. Its product is annotated as auxin-responsive protein SAUR21-like. The record is from RefSeq and is a predicted model, not a curated record. Gene Ontology annotation, biological process: response to auxin. NCBI's taxonomy places the organism in Eukaryota, Viridiplantae, Streptophyta, Magnoliopsida, Proteales, Nelumbonaceae.
AUUCUAUGACUCCGCAACAACCAAUUCACACAUCCUCUGAUACUCACAACGCUUUCCUUCAUCCACACCAAUCCCCCCUUCAGAUUUUGGUUGUACCUGUAAUUUCUCAUCGUCCACGGCUACACCAUGGCUAUCCGUUUGCCUGGAUUGCAAAUCCUCCGACGGUCUCUUCCCUCUAAGACCGCUACCGUCGGUGUCCCAAAGGGCCAUAUUGCAGUUUAUAUUGGGGAGACCCAGAAGAAGCGGUUUGUGGUUCCCAUUUCGUACCUAAAUCAUCCUCUGUUCCAAGAUUUGCUCUGUCGAGCUGAGGAAGAGUUCGGGUUCAAUCAUCCGAUGGGCGGUCUCACCAUUCCAUGCCAAGAGGAGGUCUUCCUCGAUCUAACCAGUCGUUUGAGUAGCUCAUGAGAGAAAGAAUCAUGGAUGAGGAUUCGAAUAUAGUUUGGCCAAGAAAGAACUUGGUGCUCGCCAUUUUUCAUCAUUCAUUCAUUCCAAUUUUAAUUCCGGCGCCAAAAACAAAAUUUAAUUCUGGCAACUGGGUUGUUCCCAAGUUUCAACCCUUUGUGAUAUUUAUUUCAUUCUUUUUCUCUCUCUCUUUCGUAAGGAAAUUGGGAAUUUAUUAAUUAUUUCUCCCUCAUUGUAAAGUUUCAGAAAGUUGAUUGUUCUAACUUGGCUCUUAUAAUUUACCUUAGAAGGCUAUGAAUUUCUUGCCUCUCGACUA